AUGCUCGUCUCGACUACGCAGUUUGCGCGCUUCGGCGUGCUGGGCUCUCGCGGCCUGCAGCUGCAAUCUACCCUCACCAAAGGACUGACCGCCACAUCCCUCUUCUCACGCCAAUUCGCCGUCAAGGCCCCCAGAUCGAUAUGUACCGCUCCCGUGAGCCAGACCUUGAGGUCACGCCCCGCCGCCAGCCAAUGCCAGUUUGCCGCCCGUCGACAUGCCUCGUCGAGCGCAACGCGCGCAUCCGCACCUGCUGCCUCUGCCUCAUCCACUCCCGGCCUUGACUGGAACACUUUCUUCACAUUGCGCAAGACGCGGAGGCGGUAUCAGCUGGCCUGUAGCGUCGUUACCAUGAUGAUUGGCGGAAGCAUUGCCGGACUGGUACUCAUCAACGUCGACGUCGACUUCCUGGGCAAGCUGCCUCUCGACCCUUUUAUUACCCUGGGUCUCAUCACCAUGAGCUCGGCCGCACUUGGCUGGCUCGCUGGCCCGAGUCUGGGCUCUACCCUCUUCUACAUGGUCAAGAGGGGGGUCAAGACACCCAUGGCCCUCAAGGAGGUGGAAUUCUUUGCUCGAGUUAAAAAGAACCGUGUGGACCCCAGCGUCAGCUCUGUCGGAAACCCCGUUCCUGACUACUACGGUGAAAAGAUCUCCAGUGUUGCUGGAUACAGACAAUGGCUCAAGGACCAGCGAGCCUUUAACAAGAAGCGAACGAGUUUCCUAUAA
Pestalotiopsis fici W106-1 is the source of this 723-nucleotide messenger RNA. RefSeq lists its product as uncharacterized. The transcript has 2 exons. Gene Ontology annotation, biological process: protein import into mitochondrial matrix. NCBI's taxonomy places the organism in Eukaryota, Fungi, Ascomycota, Sordariomycetes, Amphisphaeriales, Sporocadaceae. Gene Ontology annotation, cellular component: PAM complex, Tim23 associated import motor. The coding region runs from base 1 to 723 and encodes 240 amino acids. The record is from RefSeq and is a predicted model, not a curated record.